This is a messenger RNA of Macrosiphum euphorbiae (potato aphid), 288 nucleotides long. The record is from the annotation of a GenBank genome assembly. NCBI's taxonomy places the organism in Eukaryota, Metazoa, Arthropoda, Insecta, Hemiptera, Aphididae.
AUGAUUCUCGCCAACGUCCCCAGUAUUUUCGGAUGGAUAUUGCUGUACUACACACACUCCACAGUUUCACUUUACUCGUCCACCGUGCUGAUGGGUUUGGGCAUAGGAUUCAGCGAAGCCCCGAUAUUGUCGUACAUCGGCGAAAUAACCGAACCGAGACUCAGGGGAUCGAUGGCUUCAUUGGCGUGUACCUCGUCUAUGUUUGGAGUGUUGUUGACUUACUUUUUGGGAUAUUUAUUCGAAUGUAGAACCGUCGCAUUGCUGAGUACACUUUGUCCGAUCACGUGA